Molecule: messenger RNA, 366 nt
Organism: Cryptomeria japonica (Japanese cedar)
Lineage: Eukaryota; Viridiplantae; Streptophyta; Pinopsida; Cupressales; Cupressaceae
Product: histone H2A.Z-specific chaperone CHZ1-like
Exons: 1
Coding region: 1-366 (121 amino acids)
Source: RefSeq, a predicted model, not a curated record
AUGGCUGAGGAAAAGAAGGCAGAGGAGGCACCGACUACUGAACAAAGUGUGGACAUGCAACCACCAUCGGUAAAGGAACAUCACGUUGAAAGUCAACUACCACUGGUCACUUCAACACCACAGAAGGAACAAACAAAGUCAGGGAAAGAGAAACCUGAGGAAAAGUCAGUAGAGAAAAAGGAGAAAGAGGAGAAGAUAGAUAAUAAGGAUCAAGAGAAGAAGAAUAAAACCUUGAUCGAUGAUGGUGAUGAGGACUCUGUGAGUAUUAAAGGUCCUAUAGAUAUGGACAAUCUAAGUUCUUUUGAGUUAAUAGAGAUUGAUACUUCUAUGCAAUCCCACACACAUAAGAAGAGGUUGAAAGAGUAG